Symbiodinium sp. CCMP2592 is the source of this 666-nucleotide messenger RNA. The record is from the annotation of a GenBank genome assembly. Lineage: Eukaryota; Dinophyceae; Suessiales; Symbiodiniaceae.
AUGCAGAACCAAACAUGGGGGGGCAGUUCGCUGCCAUUCCUGGCUGUUGGCCGGGUCAAGGAUAGCGUGACGCUGGCGUACUACAUAGAUCCAGAGAGCGUGGAGCAACAGGAGCAGACCCAGGAAGUUUUCCAGAAGCUUCUCAAGGCUUCAUCCCAGAAACUUGCAGCUGGACAGAGAACUAGACUGCAGUGGAAUAAUGGCAGUGUUUGCUGCCUCAUGGACGAGCAGGCUAGACUUCUUUACUGUGUUGUCACGUCGCUAUUGACAUACCCCGAGCGACAAGCUUAUCAGCUCCUGUACGAUUUCCGCGGGUUGGUCGAGAGAGAUGACGCCAACCUGGACGAAGCUGAGAAGCACGCGCUGAAUGAGAAGCUGGCAGACCAGAUGAGGGAUCUGGUCAAAAAGUACGAGGGAUUUCAGGACCCCAGCAAGCUGUCCUCAACCAACACUCCCUCCGUUAUGGACACCUCUUCCGCGCCGUUGCAUCAUCAAGACGAGAGAGAUCUCCGACAAGCAGAGAGCAAAAAGUGGAUCUUCGUCGCGUUGCUGGUUCUGGUCAUUGUGCUCUUUCUGAUGUGGCUCUUCGGGGUCUUCGGGGGGACCAAGAAAGAGGAGACGGAAGAAACGACAGCAGCGCUUACACUGAAAGCAAUCCUGAUGUGA